AUGGCGUGUCGCACGCAAACACUCACCACGAAGCGCAACGCAUCCUUGUCAAAUCCUUCUAGCCCAUACUCAGACCCAGCCGGCAACAUGGUCGCCCUCUUCUCCCUCAUAUCCAGCAUCGCCCUCUUCACCUUCGCCAUCCGGCCGGCCACCGCCCAGUGGUACGUCCUAGGCGUCAAGGAUGAGUGGGAAACGACGCAGCCCCCAGGCGGGCUCGGCUACACAACCCACGACUACUCCAUCGCCGUUAAGGACGUCAUGUCUAUUCGGUUGAACAAUGAAAGGCCGAGUGGUGGAUGA
This is a messenger RNA of Emericellopsis atlantica, 300 nucleotides long. RefSeq lists its product as uncharacterized. The coding region runs from base 1 to 300 and encodes 99 amino acids. Lineage: Eukaryota; Fungi; Ascomycota; Sordariomycetes; Hypocreales; Bionectriaceae. The record is from RefSeq and is a predicted model, not a curated record. The transcript has 2 exons.